AUGUUGGGAUGCAGAGUGUCACGUUUCUGUAUAAUCCUCACCAUCAGCUCAGUGUGGCUCGUUAGCUGCGUUUCGGCUCGAAGACAUCAUCGUCAUCCGGAACCUCUAAAGUACAGUUAUGGGAUUUAUGCUCCCACUAGCUGGACCGUUGCGUUAUACAUCUGGUACAUCGUUAAGCUGGGGUUUAUUUUGGGGGCCUUACUUCUGCUGCUGUUUGCCAAAAAAUGGAAUAGUCGAGGUCAGCCGGUCGUGAUCGAAAGUGGACCUGAGUUUUACCAUCACCGUUCACUGGAUGCACCGGAGCAUAAUCUGUUCAAGGCGAGCAACAUAGAAGACGUAAAGCUCUUUUGGAGUGAUCGCAUAGAAGCCGUUGUAAAUAAAUUUAACCAGUAA
Anopheles coustani is the source of this 393-nucleotide messenger RNA. RefSeq lists its product as uncharacterized. NCBI's taxonomy places the organism in Eukaryota, Metazoa, Arthropoda, Insecta, Diptera, Culicidae. The record is from RefSeq and is a predicted model, not a curated record. The coding region runs from base 1 to 393 and encodes 130 amino acids. The transcript has 3 exons.